This is a messenger RNA of Pseudomassariella vexata, 3748 nucleotides long. RefSeq lists its product as uncharacterized. Gene Ontology annotation, molecular function: DNA-binding transcription factor activity, RNA polymerase II-specific; zinc ion binding. Gene Ontology annotation, biological process: regulation of DNA-templated transcription. NCBI's taxonomy places the organism in Eukaryota, Fungi, Ascomycota, Sordariomycetes, Amphisphaeriales, Pseudomassariaceae. The transcript is spliced from 2 exons. Bases 158 to 3364 code for a protein of 1068 amino acids. The record is from RefSeq and is a predicted model, not a curated record.
CCCAACGUCCUCCACAAUCGCGUGAACCUACAUCCAAAACCGAGAGUCGGAGCGCCUCAAUCAAUCGCCUUUGCGGCCAACGUCAGCGCCAGGCCGUCGUGACCCAAUUCAGCGCGCUCGUAGGCAACCACGGACGGCUGGCUUUGGGGCUUCGUAGAUGGUUUCCAUGGACGCUCUAAUCUUCGGCGCGAGCGACGCGCCUCGGGCGCAAGCCUGCAACUCCAUCAAUGAGCUCCGGGACCACCUACGCAGCCUCAUCACUGCCAAAUCCACCGAGACUCGGGCGGAACACAUUUCCGCAACGUUUGAGUUCCGAUUCCAUGUCGUCUUCUAUUUGACAGCAGACUCGGAAGGCAUCGCAGAGGAUGGAGCUGAUCCCGUCCGUCAGCUCCAGCAGUCCAUCACGCGAACAGUGAACGCCUCGGAGACAAUCCAAAACCAGCCUACCGACGACCCAGUACUUCAAACAGCUAUCGCCAAGCACAUAAUUAGCUCUGUGGGAGCCGAGGAUGGCAGCUCUUGGAAUGUGCGCUCAGUAUCGCGGGGGAAUCAGGGCUGGACUUUCACAUAUCACUGCAAGAACUCGGCCGAGACUUGGAACCGACAAAAUGCGAAGAAUCCUGACCGAUUACCCAUUGGAUUAUUCAGUGCUGUUGGCGGCCUGGAUCCCAUCAAUUUGUCUCGGCCGGCAUUCGACUGUCGAGGUACAUUGACUAUUUCAUUUUCUAAAUUUAGCAGGGCUGUCGUUGUUAAAUACGAACACACCCCUCUGCACAAGACGGUGGCAGACCUAGUAAACCUUCUCGUACCAUCAAUAACGCCCCCGCCAGUCGCGAAUCCUAACAUCAACGGCAACAGAUCAACCAAAGCCAAGCGUCCCCCGCCUGCCGAAGGGGAAGAAGGCACGCGCAAGAGGCGUGUAAAGAGGAAGAGCAGGACUGGUGGUGAAACUGUGGAGGACAGCCUGGACGAAGCAUUAUCGCAAGCGGCAGCUACUCCAUUACCAGCACCAGGGGCUGUCCAUACAGCAUCAAUUCUAAAUGUGCCUCCAGCAGAAGCUGCAAGACGCCGCGAGGUUGCCAUCACACUCCUCACUGGAAAGGAUAUUGAUCCGGCAACACUUUCAGCAGAACAGUUCAACAUAUUCGCGAACCAGGCGCCGCAUCUGCAAGAGCUGUCUCUCGACAUGCUAGCUAAGUAUGGUGCUGAACGGCUGAGAAUUGUGCAUCCUGACGAGAAAGAGCAAGGUUCCAACAAUUCCACGCCAGCGCAAAAUACCGGGUUGAACACUCCUGCUGGUGCUGGCUCCGCAUCAAUGCCUGGUGAUACGGACACGCCUUCCAAGACGAGGCGACCUAGCAAGAAGUCAGAAGCUGCCGGGUUUGAAGCUGCUGAUGGUAGCGUUGUGUCUGGCGCAGAUCAGUCUGCGCAGCCGAAACAGAUGAAGACCAGAGGAGGUUGUGAUACCUGCAAACAGAAGAAAGCCAAAUGCACAAAGGAGCAUCCUGUAUGCUCGGUGUGCAGCGAUGCAAGAGAAAAGUGUUACUAUGCAUUCGCGAAGCCGAAACCUAAGAGGAAGUCGGAGAAGUCGGCUGAAGUCAUUGAAAAUGACGAAUCAGAUAUUCCUGUCGAAACCGAACAACCCUCGCAAGAUGAGUUCGCCCAGCCUAUACAGGACGAGCAACCGUGCCAGGAAGAUUAUCCGCAAAAUGUACUAGAACAGCAAGAGCAAUCAGAAGUGCAACGGCAGCAACACCAUACCCAAGUUGCUCAAACGGCACAGAUGGAUCCUGAUAAUGACGAAUUCAUCCCCGAUCCAAACAUCCUCUCUGGACCAAUUGAUCUUGCGCACCCCGAACCCCAGCAAUCGGUCACGAACUUUUUUAAAGUGCACAGCAAUUCCGGCCUAACAUUUUCGCCGGCAACACAUCCUGAACCGGCACCGCAGAGAACCGGCGCAGUCUCUGAAUUCUCAUUCUCCGAAUCCGUGCAGGUUCACAUGGAGACAUCUCAGCCGCCAUCGGGGUUAACAUUCCCCUUAGUCGCACAUACUACGCCGCGGGAACAGCCCUCAGGCUUGACAUUCCCGUCGCAACCAUCCAUAACUCAGCAAAGCCAGCGACCGAAUCCGUCUCCUUCGAAGGACAGUAAUCGGCAUAACUUGCCAACGGCAUCUCAUCGAGCUGAGACUGCGGAUGCAACACAUGGGCAAUCCACACCGGGAUGGAACGACCUGCCAAAUUUGUCAGCAGUUGCUAGACGGACUACCACCCAGUCACCUACUCUCACUCAACAACAAGAAGCAAAACGUCCAAAGUCAUGCAGACCUGAGGCUGAGUCUAGUCCUCCCAUGUACGAUGCGUUGCAGCACACUACUGCCCCCUCUCAAACAACACAGCAGCGAAGGUAUUCUUCCCAAGCGCCAAAAUCUCAAUCUCCGCAUCAAAGUGCGGCGCAGAACCUAAACGCUCGCUCAAAAUCUCGACAAGAACACACAUCGCAGACAAAUACUCCGGUCGCACAAACCCCGAUUCCACCAUCACAAGUCCCUCCUGCACAUCAAACCAUCAACAGCUCGUACAGCCCUACAACCGCAACACCAGCCUCGAACUCCGUGUCAUCCUAUGACGUAUACGGUCGUUUCAACAGCACGAGCAAUGAUCAGGACUCCAGCUCGAGUAACGACCCAGCUUCAUCCCGAAUCGCAUAUGAACCGAGCUCAUACACUACGCAGUCGACCUCAGCAGCGUCUUCGUAUACAACACCUUCAUACGACUAUUCACGAAGCACUGGCUCGACUAAUCCUCUAAGCCAUGCCCUUAAUACGUCCGCUGGAUAUGGUACCUCGACGAGCACAAGUGUAAACCAGUGGACCACACCACAGAGCCGCGCAGCCCAAUCGAACAGUGCGGCAUCCAACACUACCGAUCCAUACGGCCUGUCGUCUUCGGGUGCGCAGGCUCCUUCGUCGCAGUCGUAUGCGAGAGACCCGUCUUCGUCACGGCGACAGACUUCGCAAAAUCCUACGUACAGAGGACAGUCACAGACACAGUCGCAGACACAGUCGCAGACACAGUCGCAGCCGCAUUCGUAUAACUCGUAUUCGUCGCAGCAACCAAGUGCAUCGCAGCAGCAGAACCAAGACCAGAACUGGUAUGGGUUCGCAUCAGCCAACAGCAAUGCCAACAGUACCGGCUACAGCAGCAAUUCUAGGGGAGGCGGCUAUGGCAACACGGCAGGCUUGGGCCACCCGGGUCCUUAUCAGGGCCAGCGAUCUAGUGUAUCGGGGUACUCUAGUCAUGGAUACGGAGGCUCAGAUGACAUUUAUGACUUGUUGAGGGCCAGUAGCUCGAGGGGCAACUGAUUGCGGAUAGCGGUCGUGGUUUCGUAUCCAAUAUCCAUGCGCAGUAUGUGUUGAAAGGGAUUUGAUGAAAAUUUCGUGUUGUGUGGAGGAAUUUGCCAUCAAGUUGGCUGCACGGCAUCAUAACCAGGCUAGAAAGGCCUGAAGGGAUGUUUUUUGCCGGUGCACAAAUGCUCUUUCACGAAUCUUGUAUAUAGCAUUAGGUUUGAUUAGGCGGAGCCGAGCAAUAUCGGGGCGGCCGGCGGGAUGAUACCAUUUUGCCGUUCUCUAGCUCAAUGAUGAAGCCUAAAUAUGUUGAAGACUACGUACCUCAAGAUCCUUGCCGAAGCAUUGUGUCAUUGCUGUCGUUGCACGACGGAAAACUUGCACCGUAGUCAUAACCAUGGA